Molecule: messenger RNA, 1478 nt
Organism: Paraglomus occultum
Lineage: Eukaryota; Fungi; Glomeromycota; Glomeromycetes; Paraglomerales; Paraglomeraceae
Source: the annotation of a GenBank genome assembly
CAGAAAAUCGUAACAAUCUUCAAGUCGCUUCUUCGAGUGCGGUUACGCAAGCUCGAUCGGGAACAUCGGAAAGCCAAGAUUAUCAAAAAGUGCAAAAAGACCUCAACUAUAAAGAAACGUUUGAUGACAAUGGAGAUAUUAUAACUGAUGGUACCAGUGAUGCUGAUAGUUAUUUGCGAAAAGCAGUAGAGUCUAUGGUUGGGAACAUGGAAAGUGAUGCAGUGACAGUGGAUGAUUUCGAUUUGGAAGAAGUUUUCGAAAAAUACUGUGAUGAAUGCGAAAAUGUAUUUGACGACAUUAUGGAUUUAAGGCCCACCUCACAACUGACAAAGAUUAUUCCAGAAGUAACGUGGGAGAAAUUUAUCUUGGAUACGUAUCCUGAUUAUAAAAUACCAGAAAAUGGGAAGAAUCAAUACAAACCAAAAGACACUUUUGCCGAAUGGGAGAAAACUUGGCGCGGACUUUUUGACGAAAAAGAAAGUAACGAAGAUCUGGUGAUAAAGGAUGUAUUACACAACAUACUCUCCCCAUAUAUUGAAGCUUUUAAAGCACCGUUUAACAUAUUAAAAUCCAGCGAUCUUGAAGAGAAACAAUACAGCGCACAAUUUGUAAUUCCCGUUUUAAAAAACACACUCAAAGCUGUUUGUGACGUGGAUUGGAGAGUUCUUGAGGUUCCAAUCAGAAGCAGUAAAUAUCGACGUAAUUCUAAUAUCAACCCAUUCAUCGAUAAAAUUUUAAGUGCAAAACGUGCGGACGGCCUGGCUCGCCUCUGGCGAAGCCAGGAAGAAAUAUUCAUAUAUGAACAGACAGGACCGCCGGAUGUUGAUGAUAUCACUGAUUUUUACAUCCACGAUUAUAAGUUGGUUCGAACCAUGCGUGAUGUCCUGAAUCAACGGAUAAUUCUUCGUCUCCACAACGGCAUAAAAGAUUACAAUAACUUGGCGAGUUUUGGGGCUCUGGGACACCGCGAUGAAGUCUCUUUGCUUUGGUGCACGAUUCACCCAAAAUCAUAUUGCUUACGCGAAUAUGGCUGUUUUCGUAUUCCCGCAAUAUGGCAGGAUCUUCCCCUUUUAUCCGAGGCAAUAAUAUCAUGCUUGAAAUAUUUUUCCUUCAUGAAAAACAGCAUAACGAAAAUUGAGCCACAUAUCGAACAAAAAUUGAAAUUACUUGCAAAGCGGAAGGGGUAUGCUGAACUAAUUGGAGAUCUCAGAAAAGGGUUUAAAGUUUAUAUUCCGAUGUUUGCCAGCGCGGAGAUGGCAGAAGCUGAAUUAGCAUCUCAUGGGAAUAAAGCGACUCCUGUGAUGACUUGUGGAACCGUGAAGACUUACUACGCUUUAUCAGUUAUCGAUGUAAUGUUGCGGAAUAUCCUGAAGUUUAUUGCGAUAAAACAUUUACUCCCAAUGGAAGGUGGAUUUACAGGCCGAAAUGCUUCUUUGGAAACGCAUCUCUAUAAUGCACCCCCGUCGCAAUGCAUCUAG